GAGAGAGAGAGCGAGAACAGUGAAACAGAGUGAAUGAGACAGAGAGUAGUGGAAUUGAGACCUGGUGAGGAAUAAAAAAACAUGCAAUUUCUAGACAAGAAAGAAGGCUAGUUUAUAUGUAUCAUCGCACCAGUGCAUGGAAGUGAAAGAUAGAAUUGUGUAUGUAUACAUUAGAGCAAGGAAAAUCCAGAAAGAAGGAGAAUCAGAGAAGAAAGCUACAGAUGGAAAUGUUAGAUGUGGACACAAAGCAUAUUGAUCAGCAGUUCUGGAAUGCAGUGGAUCAUGCUGGCGGAAAAGAAAGCUUCCUUCUGGUAGGUGACUGUGCAUAUCAAAUAGGUAAGGAUAACAGAAACGGAGGCAUCAGGAAAAGUAAAGGUGAGCACUUCAAGAUGGUCAUUCAGGAUCUGUUUGAAUCCUCAAUCAAGGAGAAAAGUUUCAAAUUAAUAACUAAGACAGAAAUACCUCAGGUUGCCCCAGAGAAUCCUUUAGACAAUGAGGUAAUAACUAAGAAACCUUGUCAGUUGCAAGUAUCAGAUAACAUUUCAAAGGAUGAAUCCUAUUUUGCAAUUUCAAACACUGCACUGGGCAUGCAGCAUCACAGCCCUUCAGAAAUAAUUUCAACUUCUUUGCACACAUCUUCAAAAUCAAUAUUAGAAAAUAUUUCCUGUGAAAGUGGGAGAAAUGAACUACAUUCUAGAUCAUCAGAUAUUUUAGAUGCCUUUAAAAUGACAACUACAUCUUCAUUUAUAAUUGCAAAUACUGGAGAGACAGGAGAAUUACUGACCUCAUCCAAGCAGAAUCUUGGAUUCACGAGUUCUGUGAUGUACCAGGGAAAAAAAUCUGGAUUUGAAACACUGGAACUUCAAGAUCCCAUACAAACAUUUACAACACCCAAGAUCAUGAAGAGUAAUCAAGUAUUCAAAAAGGAAAAGUCACAAGAAACAUUAGUUAGUCAGAAAGUUUCUUCCAAAUCCAUGAAUGUAUCGGAUUUAGAUUUCGCCAAGGAAGAUCCUAAUGGUUGUUGUUAUGCAGAUGUAGACUCAAGGACAAAAUCUACUACUGAGAAAAUUUCCUACUCAGGAAAGUUUCAGAAAACCAUGGCUAAAAAAGUGCAAUUUAGAUCUGUGGCACAGUUACGGGGCUUUGAUUGCCCUGUGAUUAUAUUUGUGUUUCAACAAAGAUUUCUUGAAGAGAAAAAAAACAAGAUUCAGCUGAAAGAGAUUAUAAAGGAUGUGAAGCAGAGGUGCAAAACAGCACUAACUGCAGCAUUUGGGUUAAUUUUAAGAGACAAAUGCCACCAACCAGAAGAGAGACUAACAGGGUGCCUCUUAUUGCUUUCGCAAUAUCUGCAGAAAAUUUUCUGGUCAGAAAUCCUUAUGGACUUGCAGAUCAGCUGGGUGUACAUACCUCAUGAAAAGAAAUGUAUUCUAGAGAUCAAAAAAGGCAUUUGUCAAGGACUGCUUCACAAAGAAACAGCCAGAAUGAGGAGCCGCCGCCGUAACACCGCCCGGACAAGCCAAAAAGCCGCAACACUUCCGAGUUCCUUUCUUCCCUUCAGUCCCCCUAUGAUGAUGUCAACCUCCCAUCUAGCAUCACGUCUUUCCCAGCAUUCCACCUUUUAAUUUCUGGUCCUCCUGUAUAAAUUGUCCGUUCUCCCAUCAUUCUAUGUCCUUGCUUGAUUUUGUUGUAAAAAGAACAUGGAUACGUGGAAAAAUAUUUUGGUUACAGUAUACGGGGUUAAAAACCCCAAAACUUCACGCUGUGUUUGUUGUUCUUCUUAACAGAUUGGUGUAGUCAGCAGGAUAGAACCUGAAAGAUGUCAAAAGGGCAGGACUUAAACAUGGUGUUAACUACUCUAGCAAACGAGCUCUAGGCAGUUAAGAUGGACUAGGCCACCACCAAGGUGGAGCUCGCGGAAACAAAGAGGUGGCUGGUGGCCGCGGAGACAGUGAAGCCGGAACCCGCAUGGCCCCCACCACCUCCGAUCGUCCCUCUCACAGAAGCAGACGAUCUGGAAGCAUAUCUGACCGUCUUCGAGAGGACGGUGGCACGUAAUCAGUGGCCACGAACGGCGUGGGCAUCCAUCCAGGCUCCCUACCUGAAAGGUCCAGCGCAGCGGGCCUAUCCAAACCUCCCGCCCAAUAUGACCUCCUGAGAUCCGAGUUGUACAAACGCUACGGCAUAACGUCAGGCCAGCAGGCAAGGGUAUGACGGCACUAGAGAUUCAAUCCCGAUCUCCUGCCUAGGGCCCAGACGUUCGAGUUCUGGGGCAAUCUCGGACGUUGGCUACAGCCAGAUGUCAACCAGGCCCGCCAGGUAGUCGAGCAGGUAGCCUGUGAACCUUAGUGUACGCUAUACCGGACUACCUCACCCAGCAGGUUCCGGAGACACCCUUUCCGUGACAUGAACGGGCUCCUGGAGGUCUUAGAGUGACAGCUGGCAGUGAAUCAACUCGGGGGGGUCUGAGAAGCCUACUCGUGGGGCCCGACAGGGAUGGGCUGCCACUCCGGAGCCCACCCAUCGUGCUACUUCUGCUACUUAGCCUCUGGCGAAGCUGCGAGACCGCAUGCCUGGCCUGCCGAGCUGUUUCAAGUGUGGCGAGGUGGGACACAUCCUUCCCACCUGUCCCCACAAUGCAAAGCCAAUGGACUGCAGCUAUGUGAGAUGAGAGAGGUACUGUGAGCUGUCUAAUCCUCUGGCGGUCAUGAAUACGGGAGUGGUGUUAGUAAAUGGGUACUCAGUUGUGGCUUUGUUUGAUUCUGGGAGCAAUAUUACCAUUGUUGCUCACUGUUAUGUUUUACCGUGACAGUGGCUUGCACAACGGACGAGCGUAACAUGUGUACAUGGGGAGACCAGGUCAUACAGGUCCGCGAAGUGUUUUAUAACCUGGACGGGGACUCCGAAACAACUGUUGGUCGCUGUGAUGCCAAGCCCCCGUAUUCGGUUAUAUUGGGACAAGACUGGUCCAAAAAUAAAUGCAGUAAAGCCAUCACCGCUCCUAGACACAAGCUGGGUCUGAUUAUGAACGGUCAGGGAACUCUCCAAACUGCUACCACGCUGUGCUCCUCGGCAACUAUUGAUGACGUUUGACGGCCCAGGGGAGCGCUUUUUGGCAACGGACCCCGACCUGGAAGUACAGCCGGGUGGGGUUCCGGGAUGCGCGAGUGCUGCUCUGAACCGUGCACCCGAUGUUCUCACAGACGUAGACUUUCAGUUUCACUCUACGCUGGUGUCCUUUAAAAGAGAGCAGUGGAAUGAUGAUUCCCUGAAGUUUGCCCAGAAUGCUGUUGUAUCUGUAGAUGACAUAGCGUCGGUAGAUUCCACACCACAGGGACCCUACUUUGUCUUAGAUAACAAGCUCUUGUACCAAGUUGUGGAACACGAAGGUGAGGUACGGAAAUUGUUGUUGAUGCCGAGAACCUGCUGGCGGGAGGUCUGCGACCUAGCACAUGGCCACCUCUUAGGUGCCCACCUCGGGGCCAAAAAAACACUGGAGAGGAUAAAACUCCGGUUCUAUUGACCCGGGAUCAACAAAGAGGUCCGGCAUUUCUGUCAGUCAUGCCCAGUCUGUCAGUUACACCAGAUUCCCUGGAAGGACUGAGCUACUCUAGUCCCGAUUCCCCUUAUUGACGUUACCUUUGAGAGGAUCAGAGUCGAUCUCGUAGGACUACUAGAGCCUUCGGCCCGAGGCUAUAAAUACAUAUAGGUCACGGUGGAUUAUGCAACUCAGUACCCAGAGGUAGUUCCCCUGAGAGCUGCUAAUACAAAGAAUAUCGCACGGGAAUUGGUAGGGCUAUUUUCCCCGAGUGGGCAUACCGAAAGAUGUCCUUAUGACCAAGGUACGCCCUUUACGUCAGAUACGUUCAGGGAGGUGGCCAAGUUACUCCGCAUUAAACAUCUCAAAACGUCCGUUUAUCAUCCCCAGACGGAUGGGCUGGUGGAAAGAUUCAACCAGACACUUAAGCAGAUGCUUCGCAAGGUAGUCAGCGCGGACGGAAGGAACUGGGACCAACUAUUGCCCUUACUCCUUUUUUCUUACCAGGAGGUACCACAAGCCUCCUCGGGGUUUUCCCCUUUUGAUCCGUUAUAUGGAUGACAACCCCGGGGUAUACUGGACAUACUAAAGGAAGGCUGGGAAGGGGAGGCACUUCCCUCCACAAAUCUUCUGGAGUAUAUUGUGCAGUUACGCAAUAGAUUAGACAAAAUCUGGCCUAUACUUAAAAAUCACAUGUCUUGGGCUCAAGCAGCGCAGGCCCGGAAUUAUAACCUGAACUCCUAAAUGCGUGAAUUUCAGAUAGGAGAUCGUGUGCUGGUGCUCGUGCCCAUCUCCCACUCUAAACUGCUGGCCCAUUGGCAGGGCCCGUACGAGGUUAAGGAGAGAAAGGGCUUUGUCGAAUAUUUGGUAAGCCAGCCAAACCGUUGACAGAGUGAGUGGGUGUAUCACGUGAACUUGUUGAAGCCAUGGAAAGCUAGGGAAGAACAACCUCUUCCAGCCCCGCCCUCUCCCUUUUCUCUGAAAAAGUCACGCUUAACCUCAGCCACAAUUUGAAUUCCUACCAGUGACAGGAGCUCAAAGGAGCAAUCCUGUCUGUCCCGGAGGUGGUCAGUGAAGCGCCAGGCCAGACCUCGCUGAUUCAGCACGACAUUGUGACAGACCCAGGGGUGGUUGUCAGGAACAACCCUAUCGCCUCCUGGAGGCAAAACGUGCCAAGGUAGAAUUAGAGGUCCAGCGGAUGUUGGACAUGGGCAUUAUCGAAGAGAGCCAUAGCCUGUGGUCCAGUUCCAUUGUCCUCGUACCCAAGCCGGACGGCUCCUGGAGAUUCUGCAACAACUUUAGACGCCUUAAUCAGGUCUCCAUGUUUGACGCCUACCCCAUGCCCCGAGUCGAUGAGCUGCUUGAGAGGUUGGGGACAGCCCGGUAUCCGACUACCCUUGACAUGAUCAAAGGGUACUGGCAAAUUCCCUUAACGGCAUCCGCCAAAGAAAAGACUGCCUUCAGUACCCCUAGUGGACACUGGCAAUACAAGGUACUCCCAUUUGGGUUACACAGGGCACCAGCAACUUUCCAGCGUCUGGUAGACAGAGUGCUACGGCCCUACCAGUCUUACUGUGCUGCCUACCUUUUCCGGCACCUGGGAGGAACAUGUUUAUAAGGUUUACGCUGUCCUCCUGACGCUAGCGAAAGCCGGCCUACGUAUCAACCCCCGCAAGUGCUUCUUUGGGUUGAAUGAGGCCAAGUAUUUAGGCUACCUGGUAGGAGGGGGAAUGGUGAAACCACAGUGCUCAAAAAUAAAAGACAUCCUUGAAUGGCCCCGUCCGAUACUCAAGAAACAGGUGCAGGCUUUUUUGGGGUUAGCGAGUUACUACCGCCGGUUUGUACCUCGUUUCUCGGAGAGGGCAGCAACCUUGACAUACUUGACAAGGAAGAAGGCUCCUGUGCAUGUGGUGUGGAACGAACUAACGGAACAGGCAUUCAGUGACUUGAAAAUGGCUCUCACAACGGCACCGAUAUUGAGAACCCCUAAUUUUUUACUUCCUUUUCUC
This is a messenger RNA of Polypterus senegalus (gray bichir), 5544 nucleotides long. RefSeq lists its product as uncharacterized. The coding region runs from base 162 to 1622 and encodes 486 amino acids. Lineage: Eukaryota; Metazoa; Chordata; Cladistia; Polypteriformes; Polypteridae. The record is from RefSeq and is a predicted model, not a curated record. The transcript has 2 exons.